AACAGCUACAACGUGUAGUCUAUGCGUAUGUAUGUAAGCCUUUCUAUAAGCAGGUUUGAAGGAUUGAGGAUGGCAACAAAAUCAAAUUUGUACACGUGCGUGAACUGUGGAAAUCAAGUUCAAGAGCUUUUUAAGCAAUACAGUGAAAGUGUUUUAAAAUUAGUGCACUGUAGUCAGUGCCACCAGGUGGCUGAUAAGUACAUUGAGUAUGAUCCUGUGAUUGUUAUGAUAGACCUUUCAUCAUUCCAAAAUCAUUGGAGACUGGCUGUAGUUUUGGCAUUGUUUGAAGCGUAUUCAGGAUGGACAACACAUAGAAAUGUAGGAUCUACUGAUGGAAACAAUACAUCUCCUUAUGACUUGUUUGAAGGUGAACGAAGCUUCUACUUCGAGUGUUUACAGACUGUUUUUGGGUCAGCCAUGCUGUUGUUGUUUAUUCAUGCUUUGACGUGGUUACGAUGGCAGGUUCAUGCUCAGUCUAGACCACAAAACUACAAUAACCUUGUUCUCUGGAAAUCUCUUGUUUUAUCUAACUGUGGUAAAUUCCUAAUGAUACCCAGUUUAAUAUGGGGAGAAAUUGGUACUGAAACACAUUCUAUAUUCGUAAUGGGCUAUACGUUUCUCUCCCAAGUGAAAAUAUACUCAGUUGUUUCUAAUACAUCUAAAGUGGGAGCUGGAGUCAUAAUCUUCUUUGGAUUAACUUUAAAAUUUUAUGUGUGUCACAUGAUUUUAAAAAUGAAAUUACAUGAAGAUUUUCAGCUGUUAUGCAAUGCUGUAACUUCAAAGGUCUGGACUAUGCAGAUGCCUUCUUAAAACAAAGGAAGAGCCAAAGUAGUACCAGAGGCUUAUGGCUCCUGGGGUAUGUGGCACUACUACCAGAGGCUAGGAAGGCCCUGACUAGGGUGUUUAAAAGGCCCAGGUCUGAGUACAGUACUCUAGUUAAUGAGAUUAACCAUUUUCAAGGACUUUGUGAGACCCGGAACUAUAAGGUGGCCCUGAUUAUGGCUACCAGUAUAAAAGCUUUGUAGCUCAGAGCUUCCAGUGAGAUCCUACUACAUAGGAUAUUGUACAUCAGGGGAUGUGCAGGGCUGCUAGUAGAUUAAGUGACCUGGGUUGUACAAAAGAUUAAGAAAUGGUUGCAGUGCAAGGCUUGCCUAGGCACCCACCCCAUUUACAAUGUAAUGUCUUUUUUAUAUGUCAGUGUGAAUGGAUAGGAACAUAGAUAACAGGUGUUUGGUGUUGAGGAGGAAAUUUGGGCCUAGGAGAGAUGAGGAUGGGUAUGGAGAAAAACUGCAUGAUAAUGAGCUUAAACAUUUGUACUCCUCCCCCAAUAUUGUCAGGGCGAUUAAGUCAAGAAGAAUGAGAUGAGUGGGGCACGUGGCAUGCAUGGAUGGGGCAAGAGGUGUGCACAAGGUAUUAGUUUAGAAGCCUGAAGGGAACAGACUGCUGUAAAUUUGAUUUGGGCAAGUUUGCUGCGCCAACAUAAAAUUUGUUGCCGCUGAAACAACGUGCGUGUUAAUUGUGUGGUGUCUUGAGGAAAGUGGUCGGUUAGGAUGGAGUUGUAUUACACGUAGUUGGCAUAAAUUUAUCGUGAAAUAUGUCAAGUGUUUAUUGAAUAGACAUUCUAUAUGGCAGCUUCUUGCGGCUCGGUGAGCUGAAUACCUAGAGACAGCAUAGAAAGAUCAGUCAAGGGUUUUCUUAUUAAUGUUUGCUGCAAUUGUUAUUUAUUCUGAAACAUGUACAUUAAUACUAUGCACAACUGAGAAGAAUUAACCACGAUACAGAUUAGUAGUUUUGUAUUUAAGAGGGCAGUUGUUUUAAAGAGGGGAUGAUUUGCUAAUAUGCGUGUAUAUGUAGAGCAAUGAAUCACAAGAUAUACUUGCAGGAUAGAAUACUCUUGUAAUAAACAAUGGAGAGAGGAAGGAAAACAUUUACACAGUUUGAUAGCCAUGUAUACUUUAUAUCACUUAGGUAGACAUUUACAAAAUUUCUGCUCUGUGUGUCACAUGUGUCAAACACUUACUUCUGACAAGUUUUAGAACUUUACUAUGCCCCUCUGGUUUCAUGGCUCCUGCAGUAUAAGAUUGGAAAUGUUAUCAUGUACUGUAUGCUGUAACCAUUUCAAAUAAUUUAUGUACAAUUUUUAUACCUUUGUAAGUGUUGUAAGAAAAGCUAUGUGGAAACAGCCACUGAUUCAAGCAUUUUGUCAUUAUCAGAUUUCCAGUUACAAGAUUCAAAGUUGAAAAAUUCAGACAUUGACUUAUAUGUCUGUCAAAACUUUGUUUGCCUUUUGGUGGAAAUAAGUGUCAACUACAUAAUGAUUCCAAUAAACAAUCUGCAUGUUUGCGCA
Molecule: messenger RNA, 2347 nt
Organism: Zootermopsis nevadensis
Lineage: Eukaryota; Metazoa; Arthropoda; Insecta; Blattodea; Termopsidae
Source: RefSeq, a predicted model, not a curated record